Molecule: messenger RNA, 3549 nt
Organism: Cricetulus griseus (Chinese hamster)
Lineage: Eukaryota; Metazoa; Chordata; Mammalia; Rodentia; Cricetidae
Source: RefSeq, a predicted model, not a curated record
GAGAGGACAUCCCUAACUGCCUUACCUUCAGGAAGUCCCUUCCCAGUUUCAGCUCACUUCCUUUUCCCUACCCCUAAACCAGCACCUUUUUGUUUCUUUUGCUAAUUUUUGGUUUUCCACACACUGUAAAACUCAGGGACUUGACAGCCCUUAUCCCAGGGCCUUAGUGUGUAGGCCACACAAGGCACAAAAAAUGAAUUGUAAUGGUCAUCCCAGGGCUCGGUUCUUCCAUCCUCAUUGCCUGGCUCAUCAAGGAUGUGUGGCAAGUGAGGCCCAGAGCCAAAACCACCACGAAGAAGUCCUAACUCCAUUUCCCACAGCAGCUCUCCUGAGUCUGAUUGCGCCUGGGCGACGGUCUCCUGGGAGACGGGAAACAGAGGGCGGGGCCCGGCCGGGCUCCUGGGCGGAGACAAGCACUGGAGUGCUAGGAGCGAUCCUGGCGAGAGGCGCAUGCAGGGCCUCAGCGCAGCAUUUUUCCUGAGCCCGGAGCCUGCAGCCGCCUGGUACUGCCAGGAGGGCGGCUCAAAGUGCAGCUGGCAUCGGAGGCCGCAGCCACCCGAGCUCCACACUAAUUCCCCUUCCCAGUGGCCCUGGGCAUGCAGCUCCGAGUUUGGUCUGUCAGGGAGGCAGCAAUGGCUCGGGCCCGCCUCCUCCAGGCCCGAGGGGGCGCCCUGCGGUGGCAGUCAUGGGGAUUACAACUCAUUGCCUCUGAGCCACCUAAGCAGCGCCCUCGAGUUCGAGCUGGGUGCCCAGGACACUGCUCCCCCCUGCCCCGUCUGCUCCCUGCUCCCCCCGAUCCUGGCUGAAUCCUUGCCUGAUGUCCCGCCACCGCCUGAUGAUUCCCUUGUCCUUUGGCGAGGAUUCUCCAAGGGACCUCAUCACGUGGGCCGACUCAGAAACGCCAAAAUCCACGUAGAGAGAGCCAUCAAGCAGAAGAAGAUUUUUAUGAUCCAUGGCCGAUACCCAGUGAUCCGGUGUCUAUUGCGACAGAGGGGCUGGGUAGAAAAGAAGAUGGUCCAACCCCAAGGCACCAUCCUGCCCAUGCCCCAGAAGGAUCUAGACAGUUCAAUGAUGGGUGAUAGUGAUGCCACAGAUGAUGAGGAUGAAGAUGAGAAUGAUGAGUUUCGGGAGCCACAGCUGUUGGACUUCGAUGGUUUUCUGGAAUUCGAUGACCUGGAUGGGGUACAUUCUCUGAUGUCCCGCAUGGUUCGGAAUGAGACCCCCUACCUCAUCUGGACCACUCGGCGAGAUGUACUGGAUUGUCGAUUCCUCGCCAAGGAUCAGAUGAUAGUGGGCCUGUGUCUCAACCUCCGGAAUCUUCCAUGGUUUGACGAGGCUGACGCUGACUCCUUCUUCCCACGAUGCUAUCGCCUGGGAGCAGAGGAUGACAAGAAAGCCUUCAUAGAGGACUUCUGGCUGACAGCUGCCCGCAACGUUCUCAAGAUGGUGGUGAAGUCGGAAAGGAAGUCAUACUACACCUCCAUCAAGGCAAAAGAGGAAGCAGUCCCAGAAAGCACACUGUCCAAGAAACAGGAAAGAAAAGCAGGGACUGUGUCCUCAGAGUUUGUGGACGAGGCUCUGAGUGCAUGUGAGGAGCAUCUUAGCAGCAUGGCCCACAAGGACAUAGACAAGGACCCGGAUGCCCCACUGUACUUCAGCCCUGAGGGUUGGUCCACCUUCCUGCAGCGCUACUACCAAAUAGUCCAUGAAGGGGCAGAACUGAAACACCUAGAGGUCCAGGUCCAGCGCUGUGAAGACAUCCUACAGCAGCUUCGGGCCGUGGUACCCCAGAUCGACAUGGAGGGGGAUCGAAACAUCUGGAUUGUGAAGCCAGGAGCCAAGUCCCGUGGCCGAGGUAUCGUGUGCAUGGACCACCUGGAGGAGAUGCUGAAACUGGUCGACUGCAACCCUAUGAUGAUGAAGGAUGGCAAGUGGAUUGUGCAGAAGUACAUUGAGCGGCCCCUGCUCAUCUUUGGCACCAAGUUUGACCUGAGACAGUGGUUCCUGGUGACUGACUGGAACCCGCUCACUGUGUGGUUCUAUCGAGACAGCUACAUCCGCUUCUCCACACAGCCCUUCUCCCUGAAGAACCUGGACAACUCUGUGCACCUAUGUAACAAUUCCAUCCAGAGAUACCUGGAGACCUCCUGUCACCGGCACCGGAUGCUGCCCUCGGACAACAUGUGGUCCAGCCAGAGGUUUCAGGCCCACCUGCAGGAAAUGGGUGCCCCAAAUGCCUGGUCUAGUGUCAUUGUACCCGGCAUGAAGGCUGCUGUGAUCCAUGCCCUGCAGACCUCCCAAGACACUGUGCAGUGCCGAAAGGCCAGCUUUGAGCUCUAUGGGGCCGACUUUGUGUUUGGGGAAGACUUCCGGCCCUGGUUGAUUGAGAUCAAUGCCAGCCCCACCAUGGCACCUUCCACAGCUGUAACUGCCCGCCUGUGUGCUGGUGUGCAAGCAGAUACCCUCCGUGUGGUCAUUGACCGGCGACUGGACCGUACCUGUGACACGGGAGCCUUUGAGCUCAUCUAUAAGCAGCCUGCUGUGGAGGUGCCCCAGUACGUGGGGAUCCGGCUCAUGGUGGAGGGCUCUACCAUCAAGAAGCCCAUAGCAGCUUGUCAUCGGCGGACAGCGGUCCGCUCAUCACUCCCUCAUCUGCUGGCCCAGCAAGGCUGUGGGGAAGGCAAGGACUCAGGACCCCCUAUCCACAGGUCAGCUUCUAGGAAAGAUGCUGGGGCCAGGAGCCUGGGACACACUGAGAAGCCAGACUCUGCGGCCACCACCUCAGUCCCCGGAAAGGGGAAGAAAGCCCCGUCCUACCUCCCUAGUCUCCAUUCCAAGGCCUGGCUGCCUUCUUCCCAUGUGCUCCGACCCCAGGGCCGGGUCCUCAGACUACCGAAUGGCCAACUGGUGGGCUCUAAGGCUCUGUCAACCACAGGCAAGGCCUUGAUGACUCUACCUACUGCCAAGGUUCUGAUGUCCUUCCCACCUCACCCUGAUCUCAAGCUGGCACCCAGCAUGCUGAAGCCAGGAAAGGUGGGCCUCGAGCUGUGCCUCACACCCUGGCGGGUAGUGCUGAGCAGUGGGAUCGGGGCUGAAGGGCACGAACAGAGGGCAGCGCUCGGACCAUACAGCGCCCCAGGGAAGGGCUUGUCUUCUCCAGAACCCUGUUCCAAGACAGAGGCCUGAUCAUAUCUCUUUCCCUCCCCUCCUUGCACCGAGGCUGCUAUUCCCCUGCACCUUCGAGGCCCCCACUUUGGAAGUGCCUCGAGGCCUCUGCCCUUUGAAGUUGGACCUCUUCCUAGCACCCACAGGAAAGUCACGGCCAAAGGCAAGUUCAAGGCCAUACUCUGCGACAAAGCCAGGGCUGAGGCAUACCCCAAGAAGAGGCUGAGCCUCCCCAAACCCUUGACCCUUAUUCUGACAUGCCGGACACUGAGAACCAUGGGGGAUAGGAGGCUAGAGAAACCCCUGCUCUGAUCUCUACUGCCCCAUCCUGGAUCCAGCAUCAAAUUAAAAAAAGCAAUUAAAGUUCUCUGGACUUGGCUUGAA